UUUUGCCUUGUUGGAAGGUGAUUUCCUGGGUAAGACAUCUGACCGGAGACGCGGUAGCACAAGUGAACGAAACGCUGAGCAGAGAAAACCAGAACCUCACGGAUACAGUCACCUGAAUGCUAUUUUGUCUGCUGACAUAGAAAGAUGUCACUGACAGAGGACCUUCCAGACAUGGAUGGAGCAGAGCUAUUAGGGCUUCUCUUCCAGGGUGCAGAGAAUGGGACCACUGAGCCCUUCUUCCCUGAUGGGCAAGGACUCAUUGAAGACUGGCUCUCUGAGCAGGAUAUGCUGACAGGCAUGGAUACUGAGGACUUUCUGUCCAGUUUGCUCGAGGGAGACGACAGCACAGCUGCCAUCUGCCCCUCCCACUCUCCCCUGGGCAGUGACAGCGGCAUCUCUGACGAUAGCAGCACAGCUGGCGGUGUUGGAAACAACAACCCUCUGGGGUGCCCGAGCCCCCAGGGCAGUGACUCUGACCUUGUGCCCAGCCCCAGCUUCUCUCAGCCCAGCCCAGUAUACUCAGACCCCGCCACGACCCCAGGAGAGCUGCAGACAGAGAACCUAGAGGCCGUCGCAGUUCAGGCAGAUCAUAGCUACUCUCUGCUGCAGGGUUCAGGGAGGGAGCUGGAUUUCCUGCAGAGUGUGAGGGCAGAGAAGCCAGAUACUGAUGUCUUCAUUGAUUUGGAUGAUCUGGAGUCUGAGGAGACAAUGGAGGAGGAUUUGACUGAUGAGCUGCCAUGCACUUUGGCCAUAGAGGAUUCAACACAUGAUUCAAAAACAGACCAGUUCCAGUUUAAGGAGAUUGUGUUGACUGAGGAGGAGAAGCGGCUUUUGGCAAAAGAAGGGGCAACCAUUCCCACACACAUGCCUCUGACAAAGGCAGAGGAGAGAACCUUGAAGAGGGUGAGGAGGAAGAUCCGCAACAAGCAGUCUGCUCAGGAGAGCCGCAAGAAGAAGAAGGUCUAUGUUGAUGGACUGGAAAACAGGGUUGCCAUCUGCACAGCACACAAUCUGGAACUCCAGAAGAAAGUCCAACUGCUUCAGAAACAGAACAUAUCCCUGAUAGAGCAACUGAGGAAGCUGCAGGCAAUGAUGAAAAUGUCGACUAUGAAGACAAGCACAACCAGCACUUGUGUUAUGGUGUUCCUGCUCUCUUUCUGCCUCAUUGUCUUUCCUUCAGUCAACCCAUUUGGCAGCAACACAGGGCAGAAGGAGCUCUACACACCCUCCUCCAUCGUGUCCAGGGCCUUACGCUCGGUUCCGUCAGAAAACACAGAUGUCAUAUCCAACAUUGACUCUGAACAGCAAGAGAACUUCCUGAUGCCACAGGCUACAGUGGAGAACACCAAGGCCAUUUUCGCUGGUGGUCAGAACAACCACACUCCAGACUACCAGAGGGUGGAGCAGCCAGACUCGGAAACAGGUGUCAACAGCAACUCCUCAGCAGACUUCCCCAAUCCUGCUCAGGCAGCUGAGAUGAAGCCAGGGUCGGCCGGUGGAGUCGGAAACUUUCAAGAGGGAUCCAUUGAUGCUGUCGUGGCGUCCGCUGUGGCCUAUGAAGUCCCAGGAUCUAAAGAGAACUGGAUUGACCGGAAACCCACGUCUGUAAUUUUACAGCAACACCGUUCAGAUGAGAUGUAGAUGUGGGUAGAUCCAGCCAGCAGAGGGAGCCAUAUUCCCAAAUGGCUUUACAUGCCAAAAGGGAAGCUAAGACGUAAUGAAAGGAGGAAGGGAAAAUAAUUGUCAACAUAUAUGAUCUAUCUGUCUGUUCCUACUUUUCCUCUGUAAUAGUCUUCUGACAUACUACUGUUCUUUUGUGAGCACUUUGUUAUGAUUUCCCUGUUGAACUGAUCAGAAAGGACCUCUGAGAAUAUCCAGAUUAAGGCAGUGUUGUUUAUAUAAUAGAGAGUAGAAAAUUGCAGAGGCAAUAUGCAGGGCAGUACGUUUUCUUUUAUUGAGACCACAAGAUAUGUAAGUACUAGGGAUUCUUGACAACCUGAAAAAAGUGGCGCAAAUUACCUUGUGAAUUUGCGCCACCCCCAAGAGACCUUUUUCAUUGACCAGAUGGUAAAAAAAAAAAAAAAAUGACUUAAUGGCCUUAUUGUUGCCCCGGUGUCACCAAAUCCAAGGGAGAGUCUUGACUGACUACAGUCUCUACCUGUCUUUAACUGUCUCCAACAUGUCUAGAUGCUGGGGAUUGAACUUAUUCUCCCACAAUGAAUAAUUAUGAAAACAUAGUGAAUUAAUAGUUUGCACAGUCAGCGAAUAACACCCAUAGCAUAGCACAGUAUAGAAUGCUUUAUUGUCAUGAUGCUUGAUCAAAGUGGUUGUUUGACCACUGUACUGCUUUAGCCAUUGCAGGACAUUUGGCCAUUUAGAAGACUUGUAAAGUUUCUUAGUAAUUCCCUUGUAACAAGGGUAAUCAUGCUCCUUUUUAAUUUUGGAAUGUUUUGGUUUUUAUGUUGUACAGCAAAGCAAGAAGAAGAAAAAAAAGUCUGAGAUAGAAAGUCACUUCGCCACUUAUUUUUGCCAUUGUUAACUGACCCUCAAUUUAUCCUUGUUACCUGUUCUUUUACAACUUUUGGGAACUGCUCUUGCCCCUCAAAAUCUUGUCUGAAAUACCUCUUGACAGCUGUGUGUCAGAAAUGGGGUUUAAUAUAUUUGUUCAGUAAACUGUUGCAGUAAAAUAUUAUAUUCAAAAAAUGUAAUGACCUGUUUUGUCAGUGAGGCAUUUUUUACUUUAUUUUAUGUUUGUGCAUUUGUUAUAUUGCUGUCAGUGCUAAAUGGAAUCUAAAUGGUAUUGGAUUUGCAUUUUGCUGAGAUUUUAAAUGUUGAUCAUGUUAAAAAAAAAAAAAAAUAUGCACUGAUGUUUGCCAUAGUCCAAUUAUGGAAUGUAAAUAAGCUUAAAUGAUU
Messenger RNA from Myripristis murdjan (pinecone soldierfish), 2913 nucleotides. RefSeq names its product cAMP responsive element binding protein 3-like 3 like (gene creb3l3l). The transcript is spliced from 10 exons. Bases 145 to 1641 code for a protein of 498 amino acids. Gene Ontology annotation, molecular function: RNA polymerase II cis-regulatory region sequence-specific DNA binding; DNA-binding transcription factor activity, RNA polymerase II-specific. Gene Ontology annotation, cellular component: nucleus. Gene Ontology annotation, biological process: regulation of transcription by RNA polymerase II. NCBI's taxonomy places the organism in Eukaryota, Metazoa, Chordata, Actinopteri, Holocentriformes, Holocentridae. The record is from RefSeq and is a predicted model, not a curated record.